GUGCUCGUUCUCGAUGUCAAACGUGAUGACGUACGUUUUUCGCCGCCUGUUGGACUGUCUUUCACAGUUGGUGACGAGUAUUAUAAAAAUGGCCUCGACCCUACCCGCAAACCCGAGUAUCCAGAGAAGAUGACGACAUUACGCUUGUUAAGUCAGUUAAACAACAAAGUGUUUCCUUUAAAUACGUAGAUGAUAGUGUAAUAAAGCAAAAGGAAGAGACUCCCAGUAACGAAAACAGUCCGGAGCGCUGCAUAUUUUCGUUCGGCGGGUGGCUGAGGAUUCACCACCAUGGAGGAUAUCAACUCUAAUAUCAACGCGGACUUGGAGGUGCGGAAGCUCCAGGACCUGGUGAAAAAACUCGAACAGCAAAACGAACAGCUUCGCAGUCGGUCCACGAUGCUGUCUUCGUCCGGAGCGAUGUCGGAGAACCACAGACCUCUCAGCGCCGGAAACGAGUCGUCCCUGUCAGUGGGGCUGGCAGCCGGUCUGGCCGGCUUCCCUGGGGUGGGGUUCGGCGGUCCGGGCGGCUACGGUGGGCUGCUGGAGAACAACCGCUGCUCCAGACCCAGGCUAUCCUACGACGGCAUCAGCUUCAAGAGGGCGUACGAGUGUGAGGGGGCAUCUGCUGCCACCUCUGUACAGUCGAGCAUGAACUCCCUUUACUCAGACAGCGCCGAGGGGGAAAGCUCUGUUCUAGAUGAAGUGGACAUCUUAGAUCUUGAGGACAUGGAUUGUCUAAACGAAGACGAGGACAGCUGGUUAUAUGAGGCCAAACUGAACAGUCCCUUACAAAAAGCCUUGAGUCCUAUAGUGUGGUGCCGCCAGACUCUGGACAGCCCCAGUCCUGAGAUAGAAUCAGCCAAGCGCUCUCUGAUCCACAGACUGGACCUCACCAUGUCAGCCAACAAGCGCAGGAGCCUGUAUGGAAGUCCCUAUCUGCAGCAGGGCUAUGGAAGUCCUUAUAGCACAAAUACAGCUAACAGCCCUUACAGCAGCGGCUUCAACUCCCCCUCCUCAACCCCCAGCAGAGUGCCCAUUGUGCGACAGCAGCUAAUGCCUAGUAACGCUGCGCACCAGAGAAAUGCAGCAGCAGAGAGGAAUCCUCCAGCGAUUAGCCCGCAGUCAUCAGUGGACAGUGAGCUGAGUACAUCAGAGAUGGACGAGGACUCUGUCGGCUCCUCAACUACCUACAAGCUCAAUGAUGUCACUGAUGUCCAGAUAAUGGCACGCAUGCAGGAAGAGAGCUUGAGACAGGAGUACGCUGCGACAGCAUCCAGGCGAAGCUCGGGUUCCUCCUGCCACUCGCUGCGACGCAGCACCUUCAGUGAUCAGGAGUUGGAUGCACACAGCCUGGAGGACGAGGAGGAGGCGGUGCACCCGGCCUUCCCCCAGCCUUCCAGCCGCUUCAGCCCCUCCCCUCGCCACUCCCCUCGCGUCUCUCCCAGAAAUUCGCCUCGCUCGCGCUCACCUGCUCGCUCUAUAGACUACAGCCACGGCCGCAGCUCGCCGCAGCCGAUCAUCAGCCGCCUGCAGCAGCCUCGCCACUCGCUGCAGGGCCACGGCCACGACAUGCAGACCAAUGUGGUGAAGAAUGAAGAGAAGCUGCGUCGUAGUCUUCCCAACCUCACACGCUCCUCUGCUGCCGCCGCAGCUCAGUCCCAGGAGCCCGUCAAGAGCAGCCGCAGCUGUGAGUCCAACCUGCAAGUGGCAAACGGAGGCUCCCCCCGACACCAGAGUCAGUCUGCCAUCACAGCUCAGCUCCCAAGGUACUCAGCUCCUUCUCGCUCAUCUCCGAAACCCAAACAGCUCCUCCAAAAGCCGACAGCCCUGCGAGUCCCUUCUCCUAGUAAACUUCGAACCCCGGCUGCACCGUCUCCACUGGCUCUGAGACAGCCUGUAAAGGCCACCUCCACCCCCAGCUCUGCCACCUCCACCCCCACCCGCUCGCUGGCUGCCCCCCGCAGCGGGCUGCCCCGACCCAGUGCUUCUGCAGGAGGAAGCAUCUCUCUGCCUCGCAGCAAACUGGCCCAACCUGUUCGAAGGUCUCUUCCUGCUCCUCGGACCUAUGGCAGCACAGGUGACAACUGGAGAGAAGGUUGUUACUGAGCUGAGCCAGCAGGGGGCGCUCUGCUCACACAAUCAACACAAGGAGGAAGAAAAUACAGCAUGGCACUUUAUAUCCCCACAUAACUUGUCCCGCAAAGAGACUAGACCAACCCAGUCCCAAACAAAUUCAUCAUUUAAAGGAGAGGACAGAGUCUGUCACGGUUCUUCUCUGUGGGGACUGGAUCUGGAGGGGGGGGGGUCGGACAUGUAGUGUAGAAAACGCCAAAGAACCCAGCCGAUCUCCAACUCCGCCAGCAGAGGACAUGUCUCCACAUGUGUCCAGCCUGGCCYUGUCCUCUCCUCCUGGCUCUUCUGACACGUCCCUCAGGUUGAAAUGUUUCCACGUGUUCCUCUUGUCUGUCCUCAGCAGAAGUCAGUGGACGUCUCUGUGACGAUGGUGUGCAGGUGGACUGUCUGUGAUGUUAGAGAAUUGUUGAUGUCUUGCAACAGUAAAAGCACCUCUGUGUCGGUAUGACUCAAUCUUUCUUCUCAAAGAAAAAAAAAAUCAGCCA
Austrofundulus limnaeus is the source of this 2618-nucleotide messenger RNA. RefSeq names its product SLAIN motif family, member 2 (gene slain2). The record is from RefSeq and is a predicted model, not a curated record. Gene Ontology annotation, biological process: microtubule nucleation; cytoplasmic microtubule organization; positive regulation of microtubule polymerization. Gene Ontology annotation, cellular component: microtubule plus-end. Bases 289 to 2106 code for a protein of 605 amino acids. The transcript is spliced from 9 exons. NCBI's taxonomy places the organism in Eukaryota, Metazoa, Chordata, Actinopteri, Cyprinodontiformes, Rivulidae.